This is a messenger RNA of Poeciliopsis prolifica (blackstripe livebearer), 4152 nucleotides long. RefSeq names its product Rap guanine nucleotide exchange factor (GEF) 1a (gene rapgef1a). Lineage: Eukaryota; Metazoa; Chordata; Actinopteri; Cyprinodontiformes; Poeciliidae. The transcript is spliced from 23 exons. Gene Ontology annotation, cellular component: plasma membrane. Gene Ontology annotation, biological process: positive regulation of GTPase activity; Ras protein signal transduction. Gene Ontology annotation, molecular function: guanyl-nucleotide exchange factor activity. The coding region runs from base 303 to 3005 and encodes 900 amino acids. The record is from RefSeq and is a predicted model, not a curated record.
AUCAAUCUACCCAGAACUGGUUCUGGAUCCAGUCUGAACCGGUUCAGGUUCUGGCAGUGACCAGCCUGCAGCUGGAGCUGAUCUUCCUGCGCUGAGCGCUUUCGGCCAGCAGGGGGAGCUGCUGACCUCAGAGCAGCCCUGGCUGUUGCCAUGGUUACCGAAAGGCUGAGUUUCACAGAAAGAGGAAGAAGAGAAGGAGGAAGGAAGUGAGGCGGCUGGUCGACAAACCCAGACUGAGAGGAUCAGAGCGUCUCGUCCCGCCGGGUCCAACUGUCCCGCCGGGUCCAACUGUCCCUCCAGCCAUGUCUUCCCGCUCGGACUCAAAGUCAGCCUCUCAGAUCGUCUUCCUCACCAUGAAGCUGAAGGAUAAGCUCCACCCCCAGCGGAACCGGACCCGGGCCAAGCCUCCAGACCUGGACCUAAGUCAGAACCCGUCGGCCAUCUUGCUGGACCAGGAGCGCGCCGUCCUCAGCUCUCUCCAGUACUUCAAGGCCCUUGUGGACAGACUAGACCUGGACCGACCCACGGGACAAAAACUGGGCCUGGACCGGUCCAUGAUGGGUGGGUUGCUGGGCGGAGCCUCCACCGGCAUCCUGGAAGCCGUCCAGGCACUGGUGGAGCUGGAGCCAGACGAGCUGGACAGUAAGACUGUCUCCGCCCGUCUCGCCCGUCUGUACGGUGCCGUUGCUCAGCUGAUCCGCUGGGCCGACCGGGUGAUGCUGGAGGGCGUCUCUCAUGGCGACGGUGGGUCUUCGGUGAGCGUUACCACGGUGAUCAGGGGCGUGCUGAACAGCGCCAAGGAGCUCGUCCGAUUGGUUGCAGAGAGACGGGAAGGCUCCGCCCCCUUGUCUCCUGUCCAAUCACAAUCCGUGGACGUUGAAGACCAGGAGACGUCCACUGAGAGGCCACCCUGUUCCUCAGGCGAGGGACUGGGGUACGAGAUGGAGACAAAGGGGGAGGGGACACAUGCCCCGCCUAAACCCCCCAUGCCCGUCCUAGAGCCCCUCCUCCAGGCCACGCCCCCUCAGGACCUCGCGUUCAGUCCUCCCGCUCUGCCUCCUAAAAGGCGCCAGACGCCGGCGCUUCCUGUUUCUGCCCGCUGCAGGGUUGCGAUAGUAACGCCAAUAAUCCGGCAGCCUGAGGAAGACCUGCAGGUGGAGGAUGACAGCUGCUGCAAGCGACUCUCUUCUUCCUCUGCAGACUCUGCAGCCAACACCUCAGCAAGUGAGGAUGAUCCGGAUUACGACUUCCUCCACACCAACCUGUCGUCCUCGGAGACGCUGCCCCCACUGCCCCCCGCCCUGCCGGAGAAGAGACGGCACAGCACCACAGGCGUCAGCGGCUCUCAGAAGGCGUGCGCCUUUGGAUUUAACUCCACCCAUGUGGACACAAGCCCCGCCCCCGGUGAUGAUGUCAUGGGCCUUGAAGCCCCCUUGUCUUCCCCCCUGUCCCCCAGUAAGACGCCGCCCCCCCUCCCAGAGAAGAAGCGACACAUCCAUCAGUACCUGCAGUUCUGCUCUACGUCUUCCACCGACCCGUCUGCAGUUUCAUUCUACCAGAAAUAUAAAGUCCGACAGCGAGAUCAAGACUCCGCCCACCAGCUGGACCGCCUGACCACAGGCUCCGCCCCCUCUGUAGAUUCAUUUCCUGCCCCUGCUUUACCACCGAAGAAGAACCAACAGGACACACAGUCUGAGAACGAGGACAGCUCUGUGGACCACCAGCAGGGGUCAGAGUUCAGUCAGAAAAGCGGAGAGGAAGAUGAAGAAGACGAGCUCCUAUUGGCUGACCCGAACGAGAUCCGUCACAGAAUCACUCUGAAGUCUGAGGAGGAGGAGGGGCCAGAGGUAAAGGCUGCGUCUCCUGAGAUCUUAUUGGUCCAAGCCACACAGCCCGGCAGCAGUGAACAAAACCAGUACCAGGAGGCCUUCCUCUGCACCUACCGGGGAUUUGCCACACCCAGUGAUGUCAUCAGCAAGCUGCAGACCAGGUACAGAACCCUGAGGGAAGGUGGCGCCGCUGACCCGACGGCCGCCAGGAACUCCAUCCAGCUGCUGGUCAGAGUGGUGGCCGGGCUCAGUUCUGUGGAGCUGGAACCUGAUUUGCUGCUGCUGCUGUUUGACCUGGUGUUCUGCCUUCUGAUUGGUGGAGAGCUGGGGAUGGCCCGCCUCCUGCACACCAACAUACUGUCCAAGAUGGAGGAGAGGUGGAAGCUGAUUGGCUCCCCUCAGUCGCUCCGCCCCCUCGCAGCCAAAGGCAUAUCCGCCAGACCAGGAACUCUGCUGGACUUCAGGAGUCAGGACCUGGCAGAACAGCUCACGCUGCUGGACUCAGACCUGUUCUGCAAGAUCCAGCUGCCAGAGGUGUUGCUUUGGUCCAAAGAGCAGAACGAGGAGAGGAGUCCUCACCUGACAGAAUUCACUCAGCACUUCAACAACGUUUCCUUCUGGGUUCGCUCCGUGGUCAUCCUGCAGGACAAGCCUCAGGACAGAGAGAAGCACCUGCUGAAGUUCCUGAAGGUGAUGAAGCACCUGAGGAAACUCAACAACUUCAACUCCUACCUGUCCAUCCUGUCCGCCCUGGACUCCGCCCCCCUGAGACGGCUGGACUGGCAGCGGAGCACGGCAGAGAGCUUGGAGGACUUGUCUUCGCUCAUCGACAGCUCGUCGUCCUUCAGAGCGUACCGCGCGGCGCUGGCGGAGGCGGAGCCUCCCUGCAUCCCUUACCUGGGGCUGAUCCUGCAGGACCUGACCUUCGUCCACCUGGGGAACCCCGACACCUUGACGACAUCACAGGGGACAAAGGUCAACUUCUCCAAGUGCUGGCAGCAGUUCAACAUCCUGGACACUCUGAGGGGCUUCCAGAGGGAGCGGUACUCUCUGGCGCGGGAUGAUGACAUCAUGUCGUUCUUCAAUGACUUCAGCGAUCACCUGGCGGAGGAAGCUCUGUGGGAACUCUCUCUGAGGAUCCGCCCACGGAACACUCCACGAGCCAAUCAGAGAUGAGCUGUGGAGGAGCAGCGGCCAAUCGGGACUCGGAAAGGCUGGAUACCACUGGGGUUUAUGGACCUGGUUCUGGACCUGGUUCUGACCCACACUGGUACCAGACUGGACCUGUGCUGGCAGCACCGGUCCAGAAGGGGGCGUGGCCCCUUCCGCAUCAGAACGCGUUCUCCACCGGUUCCACCUGGUUCUGCUCCAGAGUCCGGUCAGAUGGAACCACUUCUCUUACCUUCAGCCUGAUGACCUCUGACCUCUGGGCCCGACUGCACUGAUGGUUGAUCAGUUAUUGAUUAGUUAGACGAUCAGAACCAAAAGCCAGCUCUGCUAAAUCUCAUGUGUCCGUUCCUUCAGAGACAAUUUUAAUUGUUUCAGCUCAACUAGUAGCGACCCGGUACCCGGAGGUUCUGUUUCUGAUGCUCCUCAAAACCGGCCCGAUAGCGGGCCAGCCCAGAACCUGAUGACCCACUUCCUGGUCUGGUCUGGCUGGACUUCAGAAGAACCAGAACAAUAGUGACAGAUUAGGAGGUGGAGAUGGAGGACAGAGAUUUUCUGAGACACACACCUGGAGACAAACACACACACCUGGAGACAAACACACACACCUGGAGACAAACACACACACCUGGAGACAAACACACACACCUGGAGACAAACACACACACACCUGGAGACAAACACACACACACCUGGAGACAAACACACACACACCUGGAGACAAACACACACACCUGGAGACAAACACACACACACACCUGGAGACAAACACACACACACCUGGAGACAAACACACACACCUGGAGACAAACACACACACACACCUGCAGAAUGCCAGGGACACACUAAAGAACAGCUUUACCAGACGUUCACUAUGAUUUUUCUGAAUGAACAAUUUGUGCUGCAGAAGAAGUUCAAUAAAGUUAAACCAGAUUAAAAAUGCUGACUGCUGUCCAUCAGAGGAACUGACAGGAUAUGGAGUGAAAAUAGUCUCAAAAUAUCUGUGUGUGUAAAAAUAUCUGUGUGUGUGUAAUACUGCAUUUGGAACUCGUGUAAGCAUCUUUGUGUGACUUUGGAUAGUUGUGUCUGUGAAACAUGAUUUAUAAACCAUAAAAAAGUGCGCACAAGUCACUUGGUACGCACACACAAAACUGCA